ACUAAUUGUCUGCGAUACUCAUAAAAUUCCCAGACUAACGAGGGGUUUGCCGCGAAGGCCUCCGGUGUCGCAAGACUCGGUGCCUGAUAUUUACGCCAAAAUCCACCGGCACCCCUAAAAGUUGGCACUCCGGAUUCCGCGGAAAUUCCGCUGCCGGUCAGGAUCAGAAUGUUGCUGGUGUUCGAGAGGACCUCGCGAAAGGACUUCAUGACGUUACGCAUGUGUGUCAUGUGUGUUUCUCGCGGCAAAAUAAUUAACAAUUCUCGCAAGUAAUCAUGAAUGACAAUUCUUACGAGUAAUCACGUGUCGGGGACAAUCAGUUGUCAAACAGCUGAUGACGUAUGGCCACGAGAUGUCAUCGCGAUAGCUAUCAAUAGUGUCAAUAGGAGACGCUUCGAUCAGUGCGUCUCCGAAAAGAAAGCAUAUAUAUUUUCUUGUAGCAAUUUCGAUAUGAUCUACAUAUCAUCUUCUACGUUCAUAAAACAUUGAAAACCAAGUAUUUAUUGCAUUCAUAUUACCACGAAAUUUUUCACAAUCUGAGAUGCAUUGAAUAUCCUGGACGUAAUCGGUGCUGGUGAUAAUUGCUGUUAUCACACAGCUAUAUUAACCUAAAAUUAACCUAAAUCUAAAUCUGAACAAUGCAGAGGGAAGAAAAACAAUUAGAUUCAGCUUUAGAAGCCAUUAUAAUGCGAGUAAAUGAUGUAAAAACCUCAAUUGCCGCGAUGAUAUAUAAAAUGGAGCAUGAAUAUGAGACCAUGAAUUGGCCAAAUUUCCUCGACAAUUUUGCCCUUAUUUCAGGUCAUUUGACUAGCCUUGCAAAGAUGCUCGGACAUGAUAAAGCACCCAAUCUCAAAAACUUAACUGUUCUACCAUUACGUUUGAGUCCAGAAAAAGAUGAGGACUUACUUCGAUUAACUGAAGGUAGAAUUCCGACAUUUGCACACGAUUUGGUUCCUGACUAUUUAAGGACAAAAUUGGAACCUCAAGCUGAACAGAAAAUGAUGCAGUUGGAAGCUAAAGCUGCAAAUGUUAACAUCGACACUUCACAUGACUACAAUAAACAAGUGGCGCAAUAUACAAAGGUGGUUAGUCACGUGUGGGAUAUAGCAAAUAAGACACGUGAAGAAUGGGAGAGUGAAGCUGGAGCCAGGGCUACACAAGCACAGACCAGCAGUGCUGCGGACACUCAUGCUCUUCUGGCUGCUGUGGGAAUGGGUAAAGGUUUAAAGUCUGAUUCUAUACAAAUGGUUCAAUCUGGCGUAAAUCCAGUAAAUAACAGCAUGAUGGUGGGCAGACCUGGCAAUCAGCAGCAGACACCAGGACAAGGUCCAAUGGGUAAUCCACAAAUGGGACAAAUGAAUAAGGCGCCGAGUGCAAUUAAAACAAAUAUCAAAGCAGCAUCACAAAUUCAUCCUUAUAGAUAAGAGUCAUAAAUAAGAGUACACCAGUAUAUAUGUAAGUUAUAUGAUUGAAAAUACAAUUUGAAAAUUUGAGGAUAUCUAUAACUUUCUAAUUUUUAUAUAAAGUGUAAUUAUAGUAAAACUUAAUCAUUAUAUAUAAUUUAUUAUUUUAAUGAUAGGAUGUAAUAAAAGAUACACAGACACAAUUAUAUUUUAAAA
This is a messenger RNA of Nylanderia fulva, 1619 nucleotides long. NCBI's taxonomy places the organism in Eukaryota, Metazoa, Arthropoda, Insecta, Hymenoptera, Formicidae. The record is from RefSeq and is a predicted model, not a curated record.